Monopterus albus (swamp eel) is the source of this 501-nucleotide messenger RNA. Its product is annotated as coagulation factor VII-like. Gene Ontology annotation, molecular function: serine-type endopeptidase activity. Gene Ontology annotation, biological process: proteolysis. Lineage: Eukaryota; Metazoa; Chordata; Actinopteri; Synbranchiformes; Synbranchidae. The annotation marks the transcript as partial. The record is from RefSeq and is a predicted model, not a curated record. The transcript has 2 exons.
AACCCCAAUAAUGUAGACUACAACAAUGACAUUGCCUUGAUCAAACUGCAAGACCCAGUCACAUUCAAUGCAUCCAUUAUGCCAAUAUGUUUGCCACCAGAGGGGGCCGCAUAUGAAACUGGAAUAAUGGGGCUGGUGUCAGGCUUUGGCAUUACAAAACUUGGUGAACAACGUUUUGCAUUAACUAAUAAGCUGAAAUAUGUGCUCGUCCCUCUGGUGGCAGAGGAGGAAUGUGCUAAGUCAGCCGUUUCAUGGAAGCAGGAAAGCGCAAACAUACCAGACCUGACAAAUAACAUGUUUUGUGCUGGAAUGCGUGAAGGUACGAAGGACUCCUGCCAGGGUGACAGUAGAGGCCCCUAUGCUCUGUAUGAUCACCAACGGUACUGGGCUGCAGGGAUUGUCAGCUGGGGGGUUGGUUGUGGAAAGAAGGGAGCAUAUGGAGUCUAUACCAGAGUCGCUAACUACCUAGACUGGAUCAACAAGACCAUGCAGGAGAACUAA